This is a messenger RNA of Knipowitschia caucasica, 2628 nucleotides long. NCBI's taxonomy places the organism in Eukaryota, Metazoa, Chordata, Actinopteri, Gobiiformes, Gobiidae. The record is from the annotation of a GenBank genome assembly.
AUGCACGACGCAUAUGAAUCAGUCCCACUGCUGGAGAGGUUGCCUCUCCAAAUCGACUGUCUCACGGCCUGGGAGGAUUGGCUGCUUGUAGGAACAAAACCUGGACAUCUUCUUUUAUACAAAAUAAAGAAGGAUGCUGCAACAAACCGAUUUGAGGUGACCUUGGUAAAAUCCAAUAAGAAUUUUUCAAAGAAGAUACAGCAGCUUUAUGUAGUGUCACAAUACAAAAUAUUGGUCAGUCUUUUGGAAAACAACAUUCAUGUUCACGAUUUGUUGACAUUUCAACAAAUCACUGUAGUGCCCAAAGCCAGAGGAGCAACGUUGUUCACAUGUGAUCUUGAGCAAAUUAGCACGGGAGAGGAGAAGCUCAGAAUGUGUGUGGCAGUUAAGAAGAAAUUGCAACUUUAUUAUUGGAAAGACAGGGAGUUUGUUGAGCUGCAGGGAGAUUUUGCUGCUCCUGAUAUCCCCAAGUCCAUGGCCUGGUGUGGAAAUUCAAUUUGUGUUGGCUUUAAAAGAGACUAUUACUUAAUUCGGAUGGGAGGUGGAGGUGUCCAAGAGCUCUUCCCCACUGGAAAGCAGCUGGAGCCUCUGGUCACCCCGUUGGCUGAUGGGAAAGUGGCUGUCGGACAGGAUGACCUCACCGUAGUGCUCAACGAUGAAGGAACCUUCACUCAGAAGUGCGCUCUCAAGUGGACGGACAUUCCUAUUGCAAUGGAGCACCAGCCCCCGUACAUCAUUGCGGUCCUUCCUCGCUGCGUGGAGAUCCGGACCUUUGAGCCACGACUGCUGGUACAGAGUGUGGAGCUGCAGAGGCCGCGCUUCAUCGCAUCUGCCGGUCCAAACGUUGUGUAUGUCGCCAGUAACCAUUUUGUGUGGCGCCUCGUUCCUGUGUCUAUAGCCUCUCAGAUCCGGCAACUCCUACAGGACAAACAGUUUGAGUUGGCUCUUCAGCUUGCGAAGAUGAAAGAUGACUCAGAUUCAGAUAAGAAGCAGCAGAUCCAUCACAUCCAGAAUCUUUACGCCUUUAACUUGUUUUGUCAGAAGAGAUUUGAUGACUCCAUGCAGGUGUUCGCCAAACUCGGCACAGAUCCCACUCAUGUGAUCGGCCUUUACCCAGACCUGCUCCCGGCUGACUACAGAAAACAGCUGCACUACCCCAACCCUCUGCCAACCCUGUCCGGGGCUGAGCUGGAAAAAGCUCACCUCGCUCUCAUCGAGUACCUCAUACAGAAACGUAGUCACCUGGUCAAACAGCUAAAUGAUGCCGACCCCUUCACCACCUCUCCGCUGAUGGAAGGCACACCGACCAUCAGAAGUCGCAAAAAGUUGCUCCAAAUCAUAGACACGACUUUACUCAAGUGUUACCUGCAUACUAAUGUAGCACUUGUUUCCCCAUUGUUACGUUUGGAGAAUAACCACUGCCACAUCGAGGUGAGCGAGGACGUCUUGAAGAAGGCUCAUAAAUACAGCGAACUCAUCAUCCUCUACGAGAAGAAGGGGCUGCAUCAGAAAGCUCUACAGGUGCUGCUCGACCAGUCCACCAAAGCCAACUCUCCACUGAAAGGACAUGAGCGAACUGUGCAGUAUCUACAGAGACUGGGAGUGGAGAACAUGGGUAUAAUCUUUGAGUUUUCCCCCUGGGUGUUGAAGAUCUGUCCAGAGGACGGCCUCAAGAUUUUCACUGAGGACCUGACGGAAGUGGAGUCUUUGCCCAGAGAUAAAGUGCUCAACUUCUUGAAAGAGGGGUUCAAAGAGCUGGCUAUACCGUAUUUGGAGCACAUCAUCUCUGUCUGGGAUGACAAGGGCCCAGAGUUUCACAACGUCCUGAUCCAGCUCUACCUGGAGCAGGUUCAGAGCCUCAUGAAAGCCUAUCUCAGCUCUCUGCCUGAAGGGGUCAUGGCUGUAUCAGCAGGAAAAGAGCCCGGGACACUGGGAGAGUUCAGAAACAAGCUUCUAUCCUUUUUGGAAGAGUCCAGCAGCUAUGAACCAGACAGGCUCAUCAGUAACUUCCCCUUUGAUGGUCUUCUGGAGGAGCGAGCGCUGCUGUUGGGACGAAUGGGAAAACACGAACAAGCACUUUUCAUCUACGUGCACAUCCUGAAGGACACACGCAUGGCUGAAGAAUACUGUCGAAGGCAUUACGACAGUUCCGUUGAAGGAAAUAAAGAUGUGUACCUGUCCCUGCUGAGGAUGUACCUGUCUCCUCCAGACGUCCACUGUCUGGGCCCCAUAAAGAUGGAGGUGUGUGAGCCUCAGGCCAAUCUGCAGGCCGCACUGCAGGUGCUGGAGCUCCACCACAGCAAGCUCAACACCACCAAGGCCCUUAACCUGCUCCCAGCCAACACCCAGAUCCGUGAGAUUCGGGUGUUUUUGGAGAGUGUCCUGGAGGAAAAGGCCCAGAAGAAGCGCUGUAACCAGGUCCUGAAGAGUCUGCUCCAGGCGGAGUUCCUCAGGGUUCAGGAAGAGCGCAUUUAUCACCAGCAGGUGAAGUGUGUCAUCACUGAAGAGAAGACCUGCCGCGUCUGCAAAAAGAAGAUCGGCAACAGCGCCUUUGCCCGUUAUCCCAAUGGAGUCGUGGUGCACUACUUCUGCUGCAAAGACCGAAACACCUGCCCCACAGACCAGUGA